Messenger RNA from Homalodisca vitripennis (glassy-winged sharpshooter), 1902 nucleotides. RefSeq names its product zinc finger protein 341-like. Gene Ontology annotation, cellular component: nucleus. NCBI's taxonomy places the organism in Eukaryota, Metazoa, Arthropoda, Insecta, Hemiptera, Cicadellidae. Bases 482 to 1729 code for a protein of 415 amino acids. Gene Ontology annotation, biological process: regulation of transcription by RNA polymerase II. Gene Ontology annotation, molecular function: DNA-binding transcription activator activity, RNA polymerase II-specific; RNA polymerase II cis-regulatory region sequence-specific DNA binding. The transcript has 13 exons. The record is from RefSeq and is a predicted model, not a curated record.
CUUGUUUGCUUGGUAAUGUUGUUGCUGACAAUGGUUGUUUUGUUUUGAUUAUUUUAGUAGUAACAAAAUUAUAAGCAAAGCAUGUAUUUCGUAAAUCGUUUGUUAUAGUAGUGAAAAAUUGGCAGGUUUUCUAUGGGGUAAAUUCAGACAAAACAUUGACAACAAUUUAACCUCAUGGCGACUGUGAAGUCGAUGUAUUAGAAUAAGUAAUAACGUCGUAUUAUUUUUCAUAACAAAAUAAAUUAAAGUGAGUGACUGAGAAUCUCCAGCUUCUCCACCUCAGCUUCUUGGGUCAAACCACACUCGUAACGCAGCUUCCGCAGAAUAGGACCAGGGUGUGUGCAGUAUGUGGCAAGAAGGCGAUGUACUGGUGUCCUGCGUGCAAUUGUGGGGUGCACAGGAGUCAUUGUGAUAAGAAAAUUGAAUGGCACAAAAAGAAGUUAAGUCAGUGGACCUUCCAUCUUGAUUCAACUAUUCAACGAUGACUCAGACAAUCUAUGAUGCUCUUCAAGGAAUCAACACAGAAACUGUUACAGUAGGAACUCUCCUUGGUGCUUACGACUUGAAUGAUCCAGAAAACACAAACGAAGAUGACAAUGAGGAUGACGUAUUUCAAUGCGGGAAAUGUAAAAAGCAGUUCUUUUCCCUGCGAACAUUCAUGCUUCAUAAGAAACUUCAUCACCUCGGAAGUUUCCCACCAUUACAGAAGACAUUAUCGGAGAGUCUGGGGAGUGACGAGGCCGAUCUGCAGUUGCAACCUAUCAUCCUCAGUGAGUCGGACAUCCAGUCCUUCAGCCUUACCACCUCUGAUCAGUUUACCAUGUUUAAGACCUUGCAAGGAUUUGAAGAUACUGGGGAUCUUAUGACCCUGGACACUGACGAUUCUCAACUUAAAGGACCUGAUGACAUUCCUGGUACCUUUCAGCUGAGUUCUACUCAGAUUAUCCUUACAACUCAGGUUACGGAUGCAGAACCUGUGGAGAAUCUUCUCGCCGACACUGGCUCACAAUCGGAGACUCCGUUCACUCUGGAUCAAGAGAUUAGAUAUCUGGAAUGUACACCCCUCAUUGUCACUUCCACAGAUAUUAAAGAAGGAGAUGGGAACAUUGGAGAACUCUACUCAGUAGAAAAAGAUGAGGAAAUAAAGUUAUCUAAAGAAACUAAGUUAAAGUGCCUGUAUUGCCGCAAACAGUUCUCCAAGAAGUUCGACCUGGAACAACACAUCCGUUGUCACACGGGGGAACGUCCCUUCCAGUGCGUGGUGUGUGGGCGAUCUUUCACUCAGAAGUCCAAUGUUAAAAAACACAUGGCUACACACAAGGUUUGGCCUCAGAAAAUACGAACUUUGCCUGAAAAGCCAAUACAGAAAAUUUCCAGUCCAUCGACGGGUGAAACGUUGGUGGUGGACGGUUCAUUUGCAUGCCAGUACUGUCCAGAAGUCUUCAGUAGCUUUCCGCUCCUCAAGAGUCAUCGCAAGACCCAUGUCAACAACAAGAUCUAUCGCUGCGUCCAGAAGUCCUGUGGACUUGUAUUUGAAACUCUGGAGUCCUUCAUAGAGCACACGACAGCUCACCAAGCGGACUGCAAUGUCCAGUACAACUGUAUACAUUGCCGUCAGACGUUCUCCAGUCUGGACGAGUUGGGUACACAUCAGCGCACACACAACUCUGCAACCAAGAAGAGAGCCAGGUGUGUCUUCAGAUUUUGGAGGUUAUAUCGAGUCGAGUAAUAAAUCUCAGGACAGAUGUUUUUUUUCAUAUUUAGGUCACUUUAAUAAUUAACUGAUUAGGUUACUGGUUUGUUGCUGUCUUUUAAUUUUUACAGUAUUGUGUCGUGUUUGAUAUAAAGUUGUCAAAUUAUAGGUUUCUUGUUAUAUGAUUAAAGCACAGGACAUUUAUACUA